Papaver somniferum (opium poppy) is the source of this 1653-nucleotide messenger RNA. RefSeq lists its product as uncharacterized. The coding region runs from base 1 to 1653 and encodes 550 amino acids. The record is from RefSeq and is a predicted model, not a curated record. The transcript has 8 exons. NCBI's taxonomy places the organism in Eukaryota, Viridiplantae, Streptophyta, Magnoliopsida, Ranunculales, Papaveraceae.
AUGAAUUCUGCAACGGCUAGAAUCCCACUACAAGACAAGCAAUCUGGAGACAAUUCUGGGGAGAAUGAGGAUGAAAAAGAUGGUGGAAAUCAAAUAAGCCAAUCUGUCCUAGAUGAGAAUAAGGAGUUACUAUAUAAUAAUGGUUUGCACAUCCUGAACUUCAUAGGGAAUCCCUUUACUUGGAAAAAUAGAAGAAAAGGUCAUGCCCUUGUUCUUGAGAGAGUUACAAAGUCCCAGCUUAAUACCAAACAGGAACUUAAGAAAUGGAAUUACAUUACCUUUGGCAAUAUAAAUACUCAGAUUCACAAGAUAAAAUGCCAAAUAGAAGAGAUAUUAAGGGUCAAUAAUACUAAUAAUACUCCUUUGUUAGAAGAGCUUAAAUGUAAACUUAAUCAGUGGUAUGAUAUUGAGGCUGACUUCUGGAAGCAAAGAAACAGAAAUGAUGACCUUAAGGAUGGCGAAAGAAAUACUGCUUACUACCAUAAUAAAUUUAACUUCAGAAGGAAGAAAACCAAUAUUGAUACUCUUCAGAAUAAUAGAGGUGAGUGGCUUACUGAGAGAGCUGAUAUUGCUAAUAAUCUUAAAGAUCAUUUCUUUAUAAUGAGCAUGUCUUCUUUUCCCUCUAAUCCUGAUGAGUAUUUUAAUAAUGUUGUUCCUUGCAUUACUGAUGAGGAAAAUAGUUUUCUUACUGUUAUUCCUACUCAUGAAGAGAUAAAGAAUGUAGUAUUUAGUAUGCACUCCUGGGACACUCCUGGUCCAGAUGGUUUUCUUCCUGGCUUUUACCAAAAAAUGUGGCCAACUGUAGGAAAUGACACUGUCCAAAUUGUUCAAGCCUAUAAGUCUAUCAUUUCUAAACUCCUUGUCACUAGACUUAAACCUCUGUUGAAUAAAUUCAUAUCUCCUUUUCAAUCUGCAUUUAUUCCUGACAGAAUGACACAAGACAAUAUUGUUAUGGAUCAUGAGCUAAUAUAUACCAUGAAAAAAACUAAGAGUGUCAAGGGUUGGAUGGCUUUAAAGCUUGAUAUGAGUGAGAUGUAUAAACCUCAAAGAGGUCUCAGACAAGGAGACCCACUGUCUCCUUAUCUGUUUAUUCUCUAUGAUUGUCUGUUAUUUGCUAGAGCUAACACUGGGGAAGCUAAACAGAUUGCUUCCAUUAUAGAUCAAUUUAGCAAAUACUCUGGUCAAUCAGUGAAUUUUGACAAAUCUGGGUUAGCCUUUAGUCGUAAAGUGCCAAAUAAUAUUAAAUGUGAAAUUUCUAACAUUCUUCGCAUACAGAGAAUGGCCUUGCAGGAUAAGUACCUUGGAGUUCCUUUAUUGCUCCAGAAAAAUAAGGUAGAAUCUUUUGCUCCUUUAAUGGAUAGAUUCAGUGACAGGCAGGUUUCCUGGGUUCGGAAAGGUAUUUGUGAUGGCUUAGAGAUUAUAAAACAGUUCUACUGCUGGCAAAUUGGAGAUGAUAUUCUAGAAGCUCUCUUUGAUAAUGAGACUGUUAAAGCUAUCCAAGAAAUAAGAAUCCCUAUCUAUGGAAGAGACACUAUAAGAUGGAAGCCAACUGCAAAUGGUGAUUUUUCAGUCAAGACUGCCUAUAGGGAUAUACUAGAUUCAACUCAACCUAGGCCACCAAACAAUAAUGAGAUUGAAUGGAAGGCUUUGUAG